This is a messenger RNA of Gigantopelta aegis, 357 nucleotides long. Its product is annotated as transcription elongation factor SPT4-like. Gene Ontology annotation, biological process: mRNA processing; positive regulation of DNA-templated transcription, elongation; regulation of transcription elongation by RNA polymerase II. The record is from RefSeq and is a predicted model, not a curated record. Gene Ontology annotation, cellular component: DSIF complex; nucleus. Bases 4 to 357 code for a protein of 117 amino acids. The transcript is spliced from 4 exons. Lineage: Eukaryota; Metazoa; Mollusca; Gastropoda; Neomphalida; Peltospiridae. Gene Ontology annotation, molecular function: zinc ion binding; RNA polymerase II complex binding.
ACCAUGUCUUUAGAAUCUAUUCCUAAGGAUCUUCGAGGACUACGAGCUUGUAAGCUAUGUUCUAUGGUAAAGUCAUUUGAUCAGUUUCUCUAUACUGGAUGUGAUAAUUGUGAGAGAUAUCUUCAUCUUAAAGGAAACAGAGGAAAAGUCAAUGAUUGUACUAGUUCAAAUUUUGAUGGGAUGAUAGCUAUGAUGGGUAAUGAAGAUAGCUGGGUAGCUAAAUGGCAGAGAAUAGAUAAAUUUACUAAGGGAUGUUAUGCAAUAUCAGUAUCAGGAGAACUUCCGGAAGAUGUGCUAGAUGAGCUAAGAGAAAGAGGUGUGGUCUAUCAAUCUAGAGAUACAUCAGACAGAGCCUAA